Rodentolepis nana is the source of this 1050-nucleotide messenger RNA. The record is from the annotation of a GenBank genome assembly. NCBI's taxonomy places the organism in Eukaryota, Metazoa, Platyhelminthes, Cestoda, Cyclophyllidea, Hymenolepididae.
AUGUUCGGGUCAUUACAUAGAAGGGGGUUCACAUUUCUAAAAUGUGGAACUGAACGCUUUUUCUUUAAUGAUUUUUGCUACACAGUAGGGUCUUCAUUUCAUCCAUCGCGUUUAAAUCUACAUUUGACACCACUUUAUCAGCUACAUCAACAUUCAACUUCAUUCCCUCCAAAAAAUUAUUGUAAAUCCGGUGUAUAUUUUCAACGCAUGAAUUUCCUGAGUUCUCAGUCAGAACCACCAAAGCCGUCUGCAAGUGAUGCUUCCGAUGAAAAAGUUUCAUUGGUUCAACGGUUUAAAAAUGCCUACAAAGUUUACGGCAAAGUGUUAAUCGUUGUUCAUGGUGUUACUUCUGUCGCAUGGCUGAGUCUUUUCUACCUUAUUGCCUACAGUGGCCUAGAUGUGAUCUCUGUGCUGAGAGGCGUAAAGUAUCUAGACUGGGUGAUCGAACCGAUGUUGUCCCAUGGCCUAGGUUUGUGGGCAUCUGCUCUUAUUCUCUACAAGCUCAGUGCUCCUUUCCGCUACUUAGCAACUCUUGCUACCUCUCGAUUCGUGAUCCGCUCAAUGCGUGCUUGUGGAAUGGCUCCGCCUCUGGCAGAAGAGGAUAGACUUCGAAAUCUGGCCCGCCAGGGUGUUCGUCUGUCGCGAAAACGCAUAAUUCAGUCGAGGGAUAGAGUGCGUGUCCGCUUAAGAUCGGUUUCUUUUAAACACCGACCCAAGAAGCCACCUUCUUAUGGUCUAAAUAUCCAAGAACUGAUGAUGAAUCUCUCCGCUCCGGAAUGGAUGAUGAAGCCAUUUAAAGUUGCCGGUGGCUCUGCUGGAGUCUUCGCAACUGCCUACGUCCUUUACAAAGUUUUUGGUCCGCUGCGUUAUAUGCUCACUCUCUGGCUAACUCCAGUCAUUGUCCAUCGAAUGCGGUCCAUGGGUCGGUUGCCUCCCCUGAGUGAACAGGAUCGACUGCGAAACCUCGCCAAAGAAGGCGCCAAGUUAACACAAGAGCGCUUCCGACAAGGGCGAAGGAGAAAGCAACGCAAACGUUCGUCGAAAAGAUGA